Molecule: messenger RNA, 1127 nt
Organism: Homalodisca vitripennis (glassy-winged sharpshooter)
Lineage: Eukaryota; Metazoa; Arthropoda; Insecta; Hemiptera; Cicadellidae
Product: piggyBac transposable element-derived protein 3-like
Exons: 1
Coding region: 174-1127 (317 amino acids)
Molecular function (GO): sequence-specific DNA binding
Source: RefSeq, a predicted model, not a curated record
UCCCAAGUUUGAAAAGAAAAAUUAAAACAAAACCGAGUUCCCACAAGUCAAAUGCAAGAAAAAAGACAAAAACAGAUAAACAAAGAACAUGGAAUAAUGUUGACAUUCCUAAUAAGCCUGAGAGGGAAUUUGAAAGGCCUUCGUGGCUCGAAAAAGAUUUCACUCCAACAGAAAUGUUUGAAAAACUUUUAACUAAUGAGAUUAUCGAACAUGUUGUUGAGAGUACUAAUAUUUAUGCCUUGCAAAGUGGUAAUGAAUCUUUUAAUGUUUCAAUAGAAGAAAUGCGCAUAUUCAUGGCAAUAUUGUUUCUGAGUGGAUAUUGUAUUGUACCACGGAAGAGGAUGUACUGGGAAUUAUCUCCGGACACUCAUCAUGACACUGUGUCAAAAGUUAUGAGCAGAAACAAGUUUGAAGAGAUUCUUCGAUAUUUUCAUGUCUGUGAUAAUGCAAAUUUAGAUGUCUGUGAUAAUGCAAAUUUAGAUGUCUCAGAUAAAUUUGCCAAAAUACGUCCUUUGUGGAAUAUGUUGAAUGAACGAUGGCUUCAAGCUUACCCUGGCGAUGCAAAUAUAAGCAUCGACGAAUCAAUGGUUCCAUACUUUGGACGACAUGGUGCUAAACAGCAUAUACACGGGAAACCUAUACGGUUUGGGUACAAAGUUUGGUGUGUAUGUACCCGCCUGGGGUAUUUGAUUCAGGCUGAACCAUACCAAGGUAAGAAAACAGGUAACACCAUCCCUGAAAUUGGAGUGGGUGGUUCAGUUGUAAUAGAUAUCCUUAGUGAGCUGCCUCAAAACAAGACAUACAGUAUUUAUAUGGAUAACUUUUUUACCUCUUUAAAACUACUAGAUUAUUUGUCAGAAAAGGGGCACGAUGCUACAGGCACAAUAAAGGCUAACCGAGUUGAAAAUGCCCCACUCAAGGAAGCAACUGUUUUGAAAAAGGAAUCACGAGGUUCAUACGAUCAACUUACUGAACAAAAAACAGGUAUCACCUUGGUAAGGUAUAAUGACAACAAUGUUGAACUGUUGCUUCAACAAGAUGUGGCGUACAGCCCAUGGGUAAGGCCAAGAGAUGGUGUCGUGUGGCAAAGCGUCAAGUUGAUGUUCAACAGCCUGCCUGUAUCAUAA